AUGGAAGUAUGGGAUGAUAUAGUGACAAAUAUCUUAUCUUUUAUUCCUUUAGACCAUGCACGUGAGUGCUUGAAACCUGGAAUAAAAGUAAUAACUACUGUAAUGCAAGACAUCUUGAACCUGAAUCCUGAUAUUGAUUUUACAGUGGAUGCGAAUUAUAUGGCAGAUAACUUGUGCGCAAGGUAUGCAGAUGAUGCUUAUGUUCUUCGAUUCAAAACUAAUAUCGUUAUAAAAUUUAGGAUAAUUCAAGCCUUCUUUGAAGUAAUAUCAAAAGAUUACGGCACGGCAUUUUUCUCUUUUCGUUGGAUCUUGCAAUUCAUUUCCAGUGUAAGGAGCAAGUUUCCUAAUGACCUGAAUGCGACAUUCAUUAACUCGAGUGAAAUAAGUUGGGUGGUAAGACAGGUGUCAUUGUAUCUGUCGAAGUGUUUGAACCUAGAUUUUAACCAGAAAAAACGAAUAAAAUAUGUGUCGUCACGGUGUGUGCGUGUUAAUCGUUUAGAUCUAUUCAAGGGUAUUCUCUAUACAAUCUUAGAAAACUCAAAUGACUGCAUACCAACUCAAGACGACUUCAUGCACAGACACAUCACAGCAGAAUAUUUCAAAGUGUGUGCGGAAAUUUAUGAAGCCAUUGCAUUGCUUGAUGGAAAGUUGAUUAACUACGAGCAAGCAGACGAUCUUAAAGUUGCAGUUAUUAUGCCACAGAGAAUGUUCUCUAUAUACAUGACACGCCAUUAUAUGAUUGCUGCUCAGCAUUACACAGUAGAUGAUCCCAACAGACUUGUAUGUUUCCAUAAAAUUCUUAUGGGCCUAUUCUUCGUCAAUAGGAUAGAAAUUGAGACAUACAACUUCUUCUAUUCUCAGCUACGUGAAUGUGCGAAGAAUAUUAAAGAUAGUCAUAUCUCAAAUGAUUACUCGAAUUUUCCUCUAUCUGGGACUUUUGUCAAUAUUAUAAAUUCUGUAGGAUUGCGAAGACAUACCCUAAAAUUCUUACCAACAGUUUUGAUCCGUUUAGCAACUAAUGAAGUCAUUAUGGAUUCAGAAUUUAGUUCAGAAUCAAUAUGUCGGCCGGUGUGUACAAAAGAAGCAGGAAAACUAAAACGCAAAGUUUUGGGCUCUAACUAUGAUGACAAUGAUCAUAUAGGAUUGGAAGAUAUGAGUACCUAUGACUUAAUAUCUUUCUGGAAACAAAUAAAAACGUAA
This is a messenger RNA of Kluyveromyces marxianus DMKU3-1042, 1200 nucleotides long. It is a transcript of the gene ADY4, whose product is annotated as Ady4p. The transcript has a single exon. The record is from RefSeq and is a predicted model, not a curated record. Lineage: Eukaryota; Fungi; Ascomycota; Saccharomycetes; Saccharomycetales; Saccharomycetaceae. The coding region runs from base 1 to 1200 and encodes 399 amino acids.